CACACUCAGUCAUCUGCAGAAGGCAGAUCAUUCAGCACCUCGGGCUUUGUGUAUUUAAUUUGGGUGAUCUUUACUUAUUCGCGAUGAUGCUUUACAAUGCCAAGUGUUGAAUUACAAUUCUAUAGAUGCAAGAACAUCAACUGCAAAUGAGCAGAGCAGAUGUAACAGGACAGGACGAGCCGGAAGAAUGAGACGCUGAUCAGAAGCACGAAGAGCAGCUGAGAGGAUCCAGAGGAGUUCCAUGUACAUUUACAGAAAAUAGUAAGACGCCGACCUGCUGGAUAGAGGCACGUCUUACUCAAACACAUGGGGGGGUAUAUGCUCAGUCAUGUGGCCAUACGCUAUUUUUCUAUACUCUCGGUUACCGUGCAAAGAGGUAAGUUGAACUUCAGACAUAAAGCGGACACUUGGCAAAUAGCCUAACUGGAAAAUAACGUACUGGAAACGCACUCGACCAUUAAACGCCGUAAGUAAGCCGGCGUGCCGCGCUGCGAUAAAACUGGCCGCCACUGUCGAAAUUUGGUGUCGUUACACCAGCUCAUUAAUAGAGCAAAUUUGGGAAGAUUUUUUUCUCACGAGCAAACCUGAAUAAAAAAACAGCAUACAUUUUUACCUGGAUUGUUCAUAGAAAAAAAUAAAUAGUGAUUUUUUUAGAAGAAAUAAGGAGAGUUGCUCGCAUUUUUCUGCGACGCAACAUGACAAAAAGAAGACUGUUGUUGCUCUGGCGGACUAUGCACAGAUCAUCUGCACCCCUGCUAUGAUAUUGCGUUAAAGCGUUGUGGAAGGUGGGUAUGAAGUUUCUCUAUGUGCGCAUAUAUAGCCUAACAAUAUACCUCUGGGGAAAAAGGACUGCUUUCCACCUUGAUCACAGUUGUUGUCAAGUCAUGCGUGUUAUCUCGUAUUCCCUCUCUAGGAGUGACACUGGAGAUAACUUUUGUACUAUGGAUUCCGUGACCCUAUCUGCUUUAAACGGAGAUCACACUUCUUUCGGGACUUAACCGAUUUUUUCCCCUCUCUUUAAUACAUCAAAACUUGCAUCAGAAUUGUAGAUGAAUUGCAGCACCUCCGGAAAGGAAAAGAUCCAAAUUAAAGGGGAACAUAUCUAACUCUUUUUUUUAAGUUCUCUUGCCCUUUUCCUGUGGUGGAGCUGCAGAAAUCCCGUUGGCUCUUAUGGGAAUAAAACACUCCUCACGCUGUAUGCUCCUGAGGAGAAAAAUGGCGGAGACUGAGAACCCAGAGGAGCAGCCCGUCCGCAUGCUCCCGUCCCAGUUGGUCCAGCCCACCCCGCUGCCCAAGCCAGUGCCGUCCGUCCAUCACAUGCCACGCAUGGCCCCCCUGCCCCACUCUGUGGCCCUGCCCAGCUGCCCUGGCCGAGGCAAGAUGGCCAAGUUACUGAACCCCGAGGAGAUGACCUCCAGAGACUACUACUUCGACUCCUACGCUCACUUUGGCAUCCAUGAGGAGAUGCUGAAGGAUGAGGUGCGGACGCUGACCUACAGGAACUCCAUGUACCACAACAAGCACGUCUUCAAGGACAAGAUUGUCCUGGACGUGGGCAGUGGGACAGGGAUUCUGUCCCUCUUUGCAGCCAAGGCUGGAGCCCGCCAUGUGUACGGGAUUGAAUGUUCCAGCAUUUCCGAGUUCUCAGAGAAAAUCAUCAAGUCCAAUCACAUGGAUAAUGUCAUCACCAUUUUCAAGGGCAAGGUGGAGGAAGUGGAGCUGCCCGUGGAGCAAGUGGAUAUCAUCAUCUCUGAAUGGAUGGGCUACUGCCUCUUCUAUGAGUCCAUGCUCAACACCGUCAUCUUUGCCCGGGACAAGUGGCUGAAGCCUGGAGGUCUGAUGUUCCCAGACAGAGCCGCCCUGUAUGUGGUGGGCAUUGAAGAUCGGCAGUACAAGGACUUCAAAAUCCACUGGUGGGAGAACGUGUACGGUUUUGACAUGACCUGCAUCCGCAAUGUGGCCAUGAGGGAGCCCCUGGUGGACAUUGUGGACUCCAAGCAAGUGGUGACCAACUCCUGCCUCCUAAAGGAAGUGGACAUCUACACGGUCAAGGCCGAGGACCUCUCCUUCACCUCCACGUUCUGCCUGCAGGUUCAGCGCAACGACUACAUCCACGCCCUCGUCACCUACUUCAACAUCGAGUUCACCAAGUGUCACAAGAAGACCGGCUUCUCCACUGCUCCAGAGGCUCCCUACACGCACUGGAAGCAGACUGUCUUCUACCUGGAGGACUACCUGACCGUCAGACGGGGUGAAGAGAUCGUGGGGACCAUUGGGAUGAAGCCCAACGAGAACAAUGUGCGUGACCUGGACUUCACCAUUGAGCUCGAGUUCAAGGGACAGCUGAGCGAGGCCUCCAUCGCCCACGACUACAGGAUGCGCUAGUCUCCAGCAGGGGGCGGUGCUGCAUCAGCACAGAGAGGCAGAGGCACGCGGAAGACAACACGUGGGGAUGUAAGACGAAGAUCUGACCCAUCUGCGUGCGGAUACUGCAGUAUGGAAGCUAUCCAAGUACUGCAGCUACAAAACAGAGCCAAGACUUAGGAGCGAUUUGGAGCAGGAAUUUGACACACCUAUUUAAGAAAGUUAUCUUUAGCUGUGAAUGUUAUUAGUACCGGGGAAGUGAAUGAGCUAGUGAACAGGGUGAUGGAGGCGGUUAAAACUCUUAGGAAACAGGCAGGAAUGGUAUGUUUUUGUAUUUAGUUACAACUAGA
Molecule: messenger RNA, 2714 nt
Organism: Brienomyrus brachyistius
Lineage: Eukaryota; Metazoa; Chordata; Actinopteri; Osteoglossiformes; Mormyridae
Product: protein arginine N-methyltransferase 8-B-like
Exons: 11
Coding region: 1171-2385 (404 amino acids)
Biological process (GO): peptidyl-arginine methylation
Cellular component (GO): plasma membrane
Molecular function (GO): protein-arginine N-methyltransferase activity
Source: RefSeq, a predicted model, not a curated record